AUGUCAUCAUAUGCUAAGUUUUUGAAAGAAAUUUUGUCAAAUAAAAUAAAACUUGACGAUAAUGAGACAUUUGCUUUAACUAAGGAAUAUAGUGCCAUAAUUCAAAAUAAAUUGCCUCCCAAACUUAAGGACCCUGGAAGUUUUUCUAUUCCUUGUGUUAUUGGUGAUAUGAGUUUUGAACAUGUUUUGUGUGGUCUUGGGGCUAGUGCAAGCCUCAUGCCUUUGUCAGUUUGUAAUAAGCUUGAUGUGGGUGAGUUAAAGCCCACAAAAAUUUCCUUACAGCUAGUUGAUCGAUCUAUCAUGUAUCUGGUGGCAAUAUUAGAGGAUGUUCAUAUCAAAGUAGGACAAUUUUUUAUACCGGUUGAUUUUUUGGUGUUGGAAAUAGAAGAUGACUCCCAAGUCCCAAUUCUUCUUGGGAGAUCUUUUCUAGCCACAGCAGGAGCUAUUAUUGAUGUGAAGCUUGUCUUCAAUGUGGGUGAUGAAAAUAUUGAAUUUAAUUUGUCUAACCUUAUGAAAAGUCCUUCUCUUGAAGAUUCUUAUUACAGGGUCGGUUUAAUUGUUCAUUGUGUUAGGGAUUAUCCUUUAGGACCACUAUCGCAAGAUGGGCUGGAAGCAUGCUUGAUUGGAAGUACAAGUCAUGAAGACUUGGUAAAGGAAGCUGAUGCAUAUGCUAACUUGUUGGAUGAAAAUCCUCCUCUUCCAAACUUAAAUUUUGAGGCAAUAGCAGCAGAAAAUUCAACACCUCUCCCAAAAGAGGCUCCACAGGUAGAACUUAAGCCUUUGCCCUCAAAUCUCAGGUUAAAAGAAGCAUUAAUAUCCGCCCCCAUUAUGCAGCCACCUGAUUGGAGUCUUCUAUUUGAAAUCGUGUGCAAUGCUAUUGACUUUGUUGUAGGUGCAGUGUUGGGGCAGAGAAAAGAGAAGAAAGUUCAUGCUAUUUAUUAUGCCAGCGGGGCUUUGGAUGUCAAGUUAACUAUGCCACAACCAAAAAAGAGCUAUUGGCAAUAG
This is a messenger RNA of Cicer arietinum (chickpea), 1005 nucleotides long. RefSeq lists its product as uncharacterized. The record is from RefSeq and is a predicted model, not a curated record. NCBI's taxonomy places the organism in Eukaryota, Viridiplantae, Streptophyta, Magnoliopsida, Fabales, Fabaceae.